AUGCGCCAAAGGGAGAUCGAGAAGCGGCUGGCGGAGCGUGGCUUUCGGCACCAGCUCUCUUCUCAUCACUCAUCUACGGGUGCGGCUUCUUCCUUGCGUCGGUCUGCUUCCUCAUCGACAACCAGUCGCAGUUGUUCGCCGACUUCCCCGAUUGUUCCACCGGCUCUUCGGCGCACCUCGCCUUCUCAUCCCUCCACAGUCAAUCUCGAAAUCAGUCCUGGAGGGCCUUCGAGAGCGCGGCUGCGUCGUCCGCCUUCACCCUUUCGUCGUCGAGACUAUCAAAAUCGAUAUGGCGGGGGUACACGCAGAUAA
This is a messenger RNA of Hydatigera taeniaeformis, 312 nucleotides long. The record is from the annotation of a GenBank genome assembly. Lineage: Eukaryota; Metazoa; Platyhelminthes; Cestoda; Cyclophyllidea; Taeniidae.